AUGGUCGUUCCUUUGUCGAACAAACGCGACCCUUGCUUCACUUCACUCACCACUCUUCUUCACCCUCGUUCCUCCAAACACACCCUCCCGAACCUCGUAACUCCUCCAGCACACCCUAUGUCUUUCUGCGAAAUCCAGACCAACCCUUAUGAGGGUCAGAAGCCUGGCACGUCUGGCCUUAGAAAGAGAGUGAAAGUAUUCCAACAACAGAACUAUACGGAAAACUUCAUCCAAGCCAUCUUCGACUCCAUCGAUGCCAAGGACCAAACACUCGUCAUUGGCGGUGAUGGGCGCUACUUCUCUCCAGAGACCGUGCAAACGAUCCUCAAGAUCGGCUCUGCCAACGGUGUAGCAAAGUUCAUCGUCGGAAAGGACGCGAUUCUCUCCACUCCCGCUGCAUCCAACGUCAUUCGGAAAUAUAAGGCGUAUGGAGGUAUCCUUCUUACUGCUAGCCACAACCCGGGUGGCCCCGACAAGGACUUUGGCAUCAAAUACAACGUUUCCAAUGGUGGUCCAGCUCCCGAGAAUGUCACCAACAAGAUCUACGAAAAGACCAAGACAAUUACUUCCUACAAAAUCAUCGAGGCACCCCCGGUCGACCUUUCCAAGAUUGGCGAAUCCACCUAUGGGCCAUCCAAAGUAUCCAUAAUCGAUUCCGUCGCCGAUUACGUCGAAUUGCUUCAAUCGAUCUUCGACUUUGCGCUGAUCAAGUCCUUCUUGUCGUCGCAUUCGAGCGACUUCGGUGUUCUCUUUGAUGGUCUGCAUGGCGUUACCGGUCCUUAUGCCAAAGCUCUUUUUGUCGACGUUCUGGGCCUCCCUGAGACCUCGAUCCAGAAUUGCAUCCCGCUGCCUGACUUUGGCAAUGGUCAUCCUGACCCAAAUCUCACCUACGCCCAUACCCUUGUCGAGGCAGUCGAGAAGAACAACAUUGCCUUUGGUGCUGCCAGUGACGGCGAUGGCGACCGUAACAUGAUCUACGGAAAAGGCGCAUUUGUUACUCCUUCAGACUCUGUUGCCAUUAUCGCACAUUGGGCAGACUCCAUCCCAUACUUCAAGAAGGGUGGUGUGAAAGGUCUUGCGCGUAGCAUGCCCACCAGCAAGGCCAUUGAUCUUGUUGCGAAGAAGAAGGGAUUCGAGUACUUCGAGGUCCCAACGGGCUGGAAAUUCUUCGGCAACCUGAUGGACGCGGGUCGGUUGUCGAUUUGCGGAGAAGAGUCGUUUGGUACCGGGUCAGAUCAUAUUCGGGAAAAAGACGGACUGUGGGCUGUUGUUGCAUGGCUGAACAUCUUGGCAGCAGCCAACGCCGAGUCACCCAGCAAGCUUGUCGGUAUUAAUGACCUCCUUCUGGCCCACUACAAGAUAUAUGGUCGGUCAUACUUCAGUCGGUACGACUACGAGGAAGUACCUUCCGCUGGCGCUCAGGCCCUCGUGGACAACCUCAAUAAAGCACUCGCCAGCAAAUCCCUCAAUGAUACCACGCAUACGUCAUCGACAGGGGCCAAGUUUACCGUUGCGGAGUUGUAUGACUUUGCUUACACGGACCCGAUUGACCAUAGCGUGUCCAAAAACCAAGGGCAGGUGAUCGUGUUUUCUGACGGGUCUCGUGUUGUGUUCCGGCUGAGCGGGACGGGCAGUCAGGGAGCAACGGUGAGAAUGUAUGUUGAACGAUAUGUGGCACCAGAGGCAGGCGAGGCAGCACUCAAGGGUGACACGGCGGAAGGCCUCAAGGGGGCUUAUCGAGGUUGCGCUUGA
Messenger RNA from Mycena indigotica, 1752 nucleotides. Its product is annotated as putative PGM2-phosphoglucomutase. Lineage: Eukaryota; Fungi; Basidiomycota; Agaricomycetes; Agaricales; Mycenaceae. Bases 1 to 1752 code for a protein of 583 amino acids. Gene Ontology annotation, cellular component: cytosol. Gene Ontology annotation, molecular function: magnesium ion binding; phosphoglucomutase activity. Gene Ontology annotation, biological process: carbohydrate metabolic process. The transcript is spliced from 5 exons. The record is from RefSeq and is a predicted model, not a curated record.